This is a messenger RNA of Penicillium canescens, 2220 nucleotides long. It is a transcript of the gene medA, whose product is annotated as transcriptional regulator medA. The transcript has 5 exons. The record is from RefSeq and is a predicted model, not a curated record. Gene Ontology annotation, cellular component: nucleus. Lineage: Eukaryota; Fungi; Ascomycota; Eurotiomycetes; Eurotiales; Aspergillaceae. Bases 1 to 2220 code for a protein of 739 amino acids.
AUGACGAGCUUCAAUGGUGAAGCCGUCGGAUGGCUUCCCCGUCCCGCUAGUCCCGUUCAUUCGCUUCAGAAGGUUCUGUCUUGUUGCACUCGCUGCAACAUCUUCAAGCUGGCUUACUCGAAGACACACGGUGUUUUGUUCGACCCAGAUUUCCAAACGCCUCUGAUACUAGGCGAGUCCUUGGAUCUCUCGGAUUCUGAAGAGUCACAGUUUGUCGGUGCGUUUUCAGACGGCCUGUGGGCCAAGUCUGAGCCCAUUCUGUCCAUGUCUGCUUUUCAAAAGCCCACCGCAGGCGCCAUACUAGAUUACGGUUCCACACGAUCUUUGCAUGAUGCUGCCUCUUACUCGACUUACGGUCAAUCGCCUUAUGUGACCACCCCGUUCGUGCCCUCUCCCAUGGCCGAUCAAGCAAGCCAGAUCUCGGACUGCGUUCCAUACAUGCCCAACAAUGAGUACGCCAGCUCGUACGAAGAGUCUCAAUCGCCCAUGUUGGGCACACGCCAGCGUCAGCUCCCCGAGGUGGUAACCUACAGCCCUCAGCGAGGAGCAGAGGGAGCCAGAGUCACGGUCCAGAUUCAGACUCCCUAUGAUCUCCAUAGUUCCACAUAUGCGGGCUUGUAUUUGGUAUUCGGCACGAAGAAGUGUGAAUGUAUCCCGACUUUCCACGGAUUUGAGGGCUCUGUGUUCCAGUACAGACUCUCAGUUUAUGCACCUGCAUUCUUGUCCACUGGGUCACCAUCCUUUGCUGUUCCCCUGUCCGUCUCGAUGGAGACACACGAUGAGUCCCCUGCCACCGUCCUCCAGGUCGGCGUUUACACAUACGAGCAAGUGGCUCAGUCACCACCAGUGAAUUCCCGCAAGCGCAAGUUCUCCUACUCCGACCACCCCGUUGCAAGCACCAAGCGCCACAAUGGAACCUCAAUUAAGGUCGAGCCACACGAUGGCUACCACAGCCGCUCCGUGUCCGCAUCCUACUCACCUUACUUGCAGCCUCUUCCUGCUAUGUCUGGCUUCGUUGCUCCCUUCCACGCUGUCUCAUCCCCGCAACCCGGUUCUGCUCAAUACCCCUCCGUGUCUGCCACUCCCCAGCCUGCCUUGCGUGCUCCUUCCCCUCUGACACCUGCCUGGAGCCCCAAUUACCUCCCUGUUACCAGCGAGGGUCGCAACCAGGGAAUGCCCAUGCCCCAGCACAAGGGUUCCCAGCGUGGCAAUGCCACCCCGACUUUGAUCCGUACCUCUACCUUGCAGACUAGUUCGAUCUCCCAGAACCCACAAUUCAACCCCUACGCCAUGUACCCUACCAAGGCUGUGCUCAAGCUGAAUGGUGACUUGGACAGCAUGGCCCAGGGCUGGUCGAAGGAGGAGCGCCACGCACAGCGUCGCCUGGUUCAAUUCACUCGAUCUCAGACUGGCAGCACCAUCGUCGGAGACUUCAAGGCCGUUACUCCUGAGGAUCGCGCCCCCAACAGCAUAUGCAUCAGCUGUAUCUCCUGGGAGGGAAAGAAUGAGUGCUACGUUACCAGCGUGGAUACCAUCUACUUGCUCGAGUCUCUGGUCGCUGUGCGCUUCACUGUCGAAGAGAAGAACCGUAUUCGUCGUAACUUGGAGGGUUUCCGUCCUCUGACCGUUUCCAAGGCCAAGGCCGAUAGCGAAGAGUUCUUCAAGGUUAUCAUGGGCUUCCCAGCCCCCAAGCCUCGCAACAUCGAGAAGGACGUCAAGGUCUUCCCAUGGAAGAUCCUCAGCUCAGCAUUGAAGAAGAUUAUUGGGAAAUACUCCGCAAGCUACUCCUCCACAGCCAGCGCACUCCCCAAUCCAAUGACUAGCUACGCCAGCCACAUGGGCUCCGAUUCCGGUGCCGAGUCUCACGCGAUCAACUCCCCUCAAUCAAUCUCGGACUCCGGCGCGACAAAUACUUAUGCCCCAGCCAUGGCCCCGACCUACUCGCAGGCCGACCAAGCAACCCCCCAGAUGUCCUCGGCCCCCGAUCUCCGGAACAUGAUUGCAGUGACGCAGCCCUACACGUCCAUCGGCGCCUACUCAUAUCCCGCCAUGUGUCACCCGCAGAUGGCGCAAGGCCUCCCAGCCCCAGUCCCUCGCCCGGCAUGGGACAUGCAUGCGCUCAACACCGGUGCACCCCACACUGGCGCGCCGGCUAACGGGACCUGCUACAGCUACAUGGACCCCGUGUAUAACAUGCACGAUACGGCACAUGGUCAUUGA